Lotus japonicus is the source of this 2109-nucleotide messenger RNA. RefSeq names its product AP2-like ethylene-responsive transcription factor AIL1. Lineage: Eukaryota; Viridiplantae; Streptophyta; Magnoliopsida; Fabales; Fabaceae. The record is from RefSeq and is a predicted model, not a curated record. Gene Ontology annotation, biological process: regulation of DNA-templated transcription. Bases 197 to 1873 code for a protein of 558 amino acids. Gene Ontology annotation, molecular function: DNA binding; DNA-binding transcription factor activity. The transcript has 8 exons.
CGAAACCAUUACCAGCUUUGAAGUUUGAGCUCUAAGUCCAACAUUCCAAACUUACAUAGAGAAGCACUACAAACUCUUUAGCUUUUUAGAGAGAGAUCUUUUUGUUGUAAGUGAAACUGUGCUGUGUGGUGAUUGUUUUCUUGAGAAAAGGAAGAGGUAGGUGAGAGUUUGUGUGUGUGUGUUUUCUUGUGCUAAUAUGAGUAACUGGUUGGGGUUCUCUCUGACUCCACACUUGAGGAUUGAUGAAGAAUUUGGGAGAGAAAACCAAGACCAUGGUGGUGGAGGACCCUAUCCUCCUCCUCACUUGUCUUCCAUGCCUCUUCGCUCUGAUGGCUCACUUUGUGUUUCUGCUGCACCUGAAGAAUGGAGAUAUGAAAAUGCAAUAACUGGAGGAAAUUCAAAUGAUGAAGGUCCAAAGCUUGAAGAUUUUUUGGGGUGUUACUCAAACUCUUCUUCCCUGACUGAAACCAAAGUCUUCUGCCAUGACCAAAACCAAAACCAGACCAAAAUCAAUGUUAAUGUGCCCCCUGGGUUUUGCACCAAUAGUACAGAGAUUGAAACUGGGGAAAAUCUCACAAACCCAUCUUCAUUGUACCACUCUUUCCAUGCAUACAAUGAAAACCCACAUGGCCUUAUCCCAAGCAAUAGCAUCUACAACAAGCCAUGGUUGGGUCAAACUCAGUUUGCUGAUGUGAAAUCUUCACCUGGUGCUAAUGGGUGUAAUUACCAAUCUCUGAACUUGACCAUGAGCCCCACUGUACCAAAUGGGGUGGGUGCAAUUUCCACUGUUCAGGUGAAUGAAGACAAUCGCAAAAGGUCCAUAGCAAAAUCUCAGGCUAGAGAACCAGUCCCUCGCAAAUCUAUUGACACUUUUGGGCAGAGAACAUCUCAAUACCGUGGUGUUACCAGGCAUAGAUGGACUGGGAGAUAUGAGGCUCAUUUGUGGGAUAACAGUUGCAGAAAGGAAGGGCAAACAAGGAAAGGAAGGCAAGGUGGUUAUGAUAAGGAAGAAAAAGCAGCAAAGGCUUAUGACUUAGCUGCACUCAAGUAUUGGGGUCCAACAACUCACAUAAAUUUCCCUUUAAGCACUUAUGAAAAGGAGCUUGAAGAGAUGAAGAAUAUGACCAGGCAAGAAUUUGUCGCCAAUUUAAGAAGGAAGAGCAGUGGAUUUUCAAGGGGUGCAUCAGUGUAUAGAGGCGUGACAAGACACCAUCAACAUGGAAGGUGGCAGGCUCGGAUAGGAAGGGUUGCAGGGAACAAGGACUUGUAUCUCGGUACAUUUAGCACACAAGAAGAAGCUGCUGAAGCAUAUGACAUAGCAGCAAUCAAGUUCAGGGGAACGAGUGCUGUGACAAACUUUGACAUAAGUCGAUACGACGUGAAGAGAAUUUGCUCAAGCUCAACUCUAAUUGCUGGAGAUCUUGCAAAACGGUCUCCGAAAGACUCUGCUUUGGUGGUGGCGGCCCCUGCCGAGGACUUCAAUUCGUGCGGUUCAUCAACACCUUCUCAAUCUCAGCCACCCCCUUUGGCUAUAACUGAUGGUGAACAUUCUGAUGAGUUGUCCAACAUGGUGUGGAACGCCAACAGUGAUGAGCAACAGCAGCCGCAGAACGAGUGCGAAAACACCAACCUCCUUGAAUCAUCAUCAUCACAGCAGGUUUCACCAGACAACAAGAAUGCAAUGAACCCUCAAAGUCCCAAGUGUUCUGAGGGACUAGCUAAUGAGUUUGGAGUGAGUGGAGCAGAUUAUGGACAUGGGUACUUCACCCUGCAUGGACCAAAAUUUGAUGAUGGAAACAAUGAAAAUGACCACAGGCUUGGGAAUUUGGGUCUGGUUAAUCAAGUUCCUAUGUUUGCUUUGUGGAAUGAAUGAGAAGAAUAUCAGACUAUUGAUGUUAAAAACAUUACCUUAGGAUAACUAAGAUCAGGUGACAGAAUUAUUUAAUGAUCAUUGUAGUUUGUUUAUGUUAACUUGCUUUAUGUUGAAAGAAAAGUGAUGUCAGGAAUGGUGAUUCCUUCUGUGUUUAGUAGGUAGUGUUCAUAUACUAUCUAGCAGAAGAUUAUCUUGUUUGGUGAAAUUGAAAAAUGAAGAAAAAUCAAUUAUGAGUU